Messenger RNA from Owenia fusiformis, 9403 nucleotides. NCBI's taxonomy places the organism in Eukaryota, Metazoa, Annelida, Polychaeta, Sabellida, Oweniidae. The record is from the annotation of a GenBank genome assembly.
AUGAUGCUAGAUGAUGGUGUUACACUAGAUGCCUGGGCAAGGGACAACUCAGCAGUUGCUCAGUUCUAUGAUAACCUCAUACAGGACCUUUCAACAAACCAGACAUUCAAACUCCUCAGAGAUAUUUUAAAACCACAGCUUGAUAACCUAGCAUCUAGGACAGAGCUCCAAGGUGCAUUGUGUAACGUAUCUGCCCUAACUGAGAUCCUAUCUGAUGCUAACAUGGCAGGUCUUGUCAGCACUGCAGUGUGUGGACAGACAGCUGAUUGGUUCAAAUUACUCUUGGACAAUGGGGUACCAAUGAGCAGCCUUCAGGAUAUUUUGAAUAAGUUGUAUGUCUACCUCUAUGCAACACUAGGAGAAACUGAGAGACCAGCCAGAGCAAAUGUCAACUUUGAGGACCUGGCCAGUAAUGUAGACAAAUUCAUCAAGAUGCUUACAGGGCAAGGUAUUCCAGAAGGUUUCAUCCCAGGGACCAAUGUGACUUAUCUGGAACAAUUGUUCUCACAAUUUGGCAGUGCCCUUGAGAAAGGAGCCUUUGAUAUAGCAUCUGGUGUAAUGACUUUAAUAGAUGGCGUGAUUGGAGGUGAUGAGGUAUGGAAAGCUAUCAAGGAUAACCUCCAUCAACAGUCUGUUUAUAUGAAAUUUGUCAAUUCUUACCUCAACAAACUAGAAGUUGAAGGGGGUCUUGUGAACAUAUCUAGUAUAAUACCAGAUGACACAAGCCUGGUGAAACUGUUGAACAGUAUUCUCAGUGCGGAGGGGGCGGCGCAGAUGUUAGCUGCAGGGGUACAACCAGACCAGUUCAUCCAGCUGCUGAACCACAAAAACUGGCAAGCAAUAGUGUGUGAUAAGGGAAGGUUUGAUCAGACCUUUGUCUUUCCCCUGGGGACUGAUGCAGACAAAGAACUCAUCCGCGUAGGCCUAUGUGAUUCCGCCACAUCAAAUAGUUCCACCAUCAUCAGUGACAUUGUUAAAUUGUUUAACUUUGAUGAAUUGCUAAUGCAGACCAUUGCUGGAACUGCACCAAGUGAUCCAGAUAGAGUGAUUCCAGAUUAUUUCAAACAGCUUAAACAGUUCUGGGCCAACAUAGAUGUCCUACUUAGUAUUACAGGAGUGACUUCUACCAAUUUGGCUGACACAUGGGCAAAACUGUAUAACUUUGCGGCUGGCUUAGGAGAGUUAGAAUCUGAUAAUUUUGUUGGAAUGUGUGACAUCAUACUGCCGCUAGCCCAGAGUGAGACUUGGUACAAAACAUAUAUUAAACCCUACCUCUCCCAAGUGAUCUUGGCUACUGAGAUUGCAAACCAACAGUUAGAACUUCUACCUGAGAUUGAGAGGUUGUUCUGUGAUAUAGAGACUCUUAAUCUGACUGGAUUCUACUAUAGAUUGGAAGACAUGGGACUAUUAGAGACCAUCAAUAAGAUUGUCAAUGAGACUAUAAACAGCACAGUUAUACCAGAAGACAAAACAUGUAGUAGGAUAAUGAGGCUUCAAUAUGACCUCAUGGUUGUCACAAAUAGAACACAAUAUGAACUGGAAGGAUUUGGAGACAGGGUUGGCAAGUGUGUCUUGUCUACUACACUGGCUAACCUCACCAUUGUCAGAGACCUGGAUGAGUUGCUGUUUUUAGCUAACGAGAUUAAUGGCCUUAUGUCGAAUGAGGCCAUACAGAACCUGUUCCGCAUGGACCUCCUUUCUUUGGCACCUACCAUCAACUCACUGUUGGAAGGUCUCCUUCAGCAAAGACAAGUAUGGCUGAAACUGGAAGAUGUUCUCAAAGGAGAUGCCAACUUGGAGCAGACACUUUUAGAUGUAGCGUCCCUCAGUCCUGAUCUUAUCUCAGCAAUUUUGAAAUCUACCAUCAACCUUGACCUGCUGUCCAUUAUCAACAACACAGCAGAUGAUUUGAAAGCUAUUCUGUGCAACUCUUCAAAAUUAGAGGAAUACGUUCGUCUGCCACCAGGGCUCCAAUCGGAUGUUACAUCUGAGGCUUUCAACAAUGCUUUCUGCAAGUCUAACAAUGCUACCCUCGUGAAUGACCUCACUCAGGCUAUUGAUGUUGGAAGACUUGCCUUCCAAUGGGCUAUUGCCAAUCGGGAAGGAUUCCUUGAUCCAAACUGGUUGAAAAAUCUGACAACUGAAUUGUCCAUGGCUUUCAAUUGGUUCAGAUCUGUUCCUCAACUCCAAAAUUUUAUUGAUGAUUUGACGUCUGGGAGGUUAGAGGAUGUGUUACCAGAAUUCCAGAAGUUCCUACUGCAAAAUGACCCAUCUGUGUUUUAUUCAAGUGUUGAGAUGGUCCUUCAACUAUUGAGUGAGGGCACCAGUAGCUCAGACCCUACAGCCAGUAAGGUGUUCCAUGAUCUUAAAGUUAUAGCCAAUGCUGCCAGGGCCUUACAGACAGUACAGACCUACAUGCCUGUCACUGUGAGGAUGGAAGACCUACUGAAGAGUAGAGAUGCUGUAAGAGACUAUUUAAUGAAUACAUUGGGAAUCAGUCGGAACACCACAGAGGCUCUCUUGACUGCCUCUGUAUCAUACGCUGAGCUGAUGAACACAACUGGUGACACUUUUACUGACACAUUCUGUAAACCAGACCAACUUGGGCAGCUGUUUAUCUUUGAUGACGCAGCUGUGAAUGUAACAGACAUCAGUGGGCAGCUGUGUGCUCUCAAUCAGACACAGAUGUCUGGGUUGUUGGACUUUGUCUUGCAGGAAGCAAACAUUGGCACGAUGCUUCAACAGAUGUUAACACUGAGUCCAGACAAAAUCCUAGCAAAGGCCAACCUGACACAGCAAGAGGUGACCAACCUGGUGACAAACCUAACAGAGAGUUUAUCUGAAGUCAGAACAGACCUAAAUAGUCUUGUAAGCUCAUUCAAGAACCUCUCACAAGUAGCAGAUAUCUCAAAUAUUGCUAGUAUAUCAGCAGGACAAAUUGGAUUCAGUGAUAGUGAGAGUCUCAAGUCAAUGAGUCAGAUGCUAUGUGGAACAGAAGAUGCCCUAGCAUUCACUGAUGACUUUGGACUAUCAGGAGAUUUUGGUAUAAAUGAUCAAAGGGCAAUAAAAACUGAAAAUGGAGAGGCAGUUGCUGAUAUCUCUCAGUUUAGUGAAAAGCAGAAGAAAGAAUUGGCAUCAUUUUCAAGCCAAUACUGCAAAGACAUGUUCAUCAACAUCCAGACCUCAGACAUUGGCUCUAUCAUCUGGACAUACAUAAAGCCUCUCAUCAGAGGAAAGAUCCCAUUCUCCCCCAACAACAAGCUCACCAGGGCUAUCAUGAAUGAGGCUAACCACACAUUCACUGAGAUAGUACAGCUUCAGGAGUUUGCAUAUUCCAUUCUGAAUGGGACUGAUGGUCUAUAUCAGUUAGUUAACAGCUCAGAUAGCUUGAAGAAACUCCAGGCAAGCAACUCUCCAAUAAUUGACUCGGUGGUAAGCGGGAUGCCUGACACAGGAGACCUGAUGGCUUCACUAGACUCCUUUACUGGCUACACGACUGAAGACGUAGACACCAUGGUAACCUUGGCUCAGCUUAUGCUGGAUGUCACUGAGUGUAUAGAAUUGGACAGGUUUGAAGGAUUCGACACAGAAGAAGAGAUGGAAAAACGUGCACAGGAGUUAAACUCUGAUAAAUCUAUGCUUGCUAGUGUUGUGUUCCUGAACGUUGAUGAUGAUGCUACUGGUCGAAGAAGGAGACAAGCUGACACUACAGGAGAUGGAAUUCCUAAACACAUUCAAUAUAAGAUCAGAAUGGAUAUUGAGAAUGUGCAUGUGACCAACAGGCUUAGAGACUUACAAUACGUCCCAGGACCAAAAGAUGACUUUGCGACAGACAUGCGCUAUAUGCGGGGCUUCGUUCAGCUGCAGGAUAUGAUUGAUACUGCAAUAAUUAAUAUUCACACGGGGAGAAACAACUCUGCACCUGUUGUGAAUCUUCAGCAGUUCCCUUAUCCAUGCUAUGAGGAUGACUUCUUCCUGAGUAUAUCAGGUACCUACCUACUGCCUCUGAUGUUGUGUCUUUCUUGGUUGAUCAUCGUUGGCUCUGCAGUCAGGCAAAUUGUCUAUGAUAAAGAACUCGGAUUUGAAGAGACGAUGAAAGUGAUGGGUCUAAAUACUGGUAUCAACUGGUUCUCCUGGUUUGCUUCCACCUACAUUUGGAUGCUGAUCCUCUCUGCUAUCAUCGUCCUCAUCCUCCACUUUGGCAACAUCUUGCGCCAUAGCGACCCAUUCAUCAUCUUCCUGAUGAUGGCCGACUUCUCCUUAGCAACUCUUAUGUUGGCGUACCUUGUGAGUGUCUUCUUCCAUAGGACAAACAUUGCUGCUUUAACCGCCAUCAUUGUCUACCUCAUCUCAUAUCUGCCCUUCGUUGUGAUGAGCACUCUGAGUCUUCAUCUGGAAUUCUGGGCCCGGACUCUAGCUUGCCUGUGUGCCACAUCGGCAUUAAGUUUUGGAGGUAAAAUAAUCAGCCAUUUGGAGCUAGAGGGUCGUGGUCUCCAAUGGGACACCAUGUAUAUCGACUAUGGCAACCCAGGUUUUAAUGUCAGCUGGACUUUGAUCAUGAUGCUUAUCGAUGCAGCUAUUUAUGGUUUCCUAGGCUGGUAUAUACGGAACGUAUUCCCAGGCAAAUAUGGUAUGCCACAGCCGUGGUAUUUCCCAUUCUCCCCUAGAUACUGGGGUUGUUGCCUUGGUACCAGUGGAAGUAGUCGUGGCAACAGAUACAAAACAAACAUGUUUAAGAACUAUGGCUUUGAUGGUGAUGGGGAAAAAGAUCCCAGUAACUGGAUGAACGAGCGGGAACCACAAGAUCUUCCUAUAGGAAUUGAGCUAAUUGAACUGCGCAAGAAAUUCAAGAAAAAUGUGGCUGUUAACAAAUUGUCAGCUAGAUUCUAUGAAGGCCAAAUCACAGCAGUUUUAGGCCACAAUGGAGCUGGGAAGACAACAACUAUCAAUAUGUUGACUGGUAUAUUCCCGCCUUCAUCUGGAUCAGCUAAUAUAUAUGGCCGUGAUAUCAGAACUGAUUUUGGAAAGAUACGACAGAGCCUUGGAGUUUGCCCGCAGCACGAUGUUCUCUUUGACUACAUGUCUGUUGAAGAGCAUCUUAAGUUCUAUGCAACACUGAAAAGUGGCAAGCCCUGGUACAAGGUUCACCAAGAAGUGUUGGAUAUGAUAGAAGCAAUGGGCCUAGAGGAGAUGAAAUCAGUAAAGGCCAAGCAUCUCUCUGGUGGAAUGAGACGUCGUCUCAGUGUGGGUAUUGCCUUUAUUGGUGGCUCCAAGACAGUCAUUCUGGAUGAACCCACAAGUGGUGUAGACCCGGCAGCCAGACGUAGCAUAUGGGACCUGAUUGUUAAGAACAGAGAAGGACGUACCAUUCUAAUCUCAACCCAUCAUCUAGACGAGGCAGACAUUCUUGGAGACCGUGUUGCAAUUAUCCAUCAGGGGCAGUUGGUUUGCAUUGGAUCUCCAAUGUUCCUUAAGGCUCAGUUUGGCAGUGGCUACCAUCUAUCCUUGUCAAAGGCAGGAUCAAAUGAAUGCAACUCAGAUGAGGUGCUCGAGUUUAUCAAGCAGUAUGUCAAUGAAGCCUUCCUCCAGGAGGAGGUUGGCACAGAGCUCACAUACAUCCUUCCUGUGGACAAGGGCCAGACUGUGUCUUUUGAGAGGUUCUUUACUGCCCUUUCAAAGAGGGCUGAGGGUCUUCGUAUUGCAUCUUACGGUGUCUCUGAUACCACUCUUGAAGAGGUAUUCCUGAAGGUGACUAAAUGCUCAGAGUAUGGUAUUCCCCUUGAUGUGGAAAAGAUCCGGCAGUGGCACCCCAAAGAGCUUGACGAGCGCAUGACUGAGGGUGGUUCGAUACAUAGCAGUCAAGGAAGCAGUUCUGGAGCUAGCGGGAGUAAAAGGGACAUCACUAGCAGGCCAAGCUCCGUCUCUGGUGCCACUAGUGCUAGCAAUACUCAACUUACGACUACAGGCAGACUGGGUUCGGACAAAAAGAAAAUCUCAAAAACCCAGCAGAUAUCUGCCUUGUUCUACAAACGUGCUCUCCACACAUUGCGGGAUUGGAAGACGUACAUCAGUAUGAUCCUCCUGCCAAUCUGCUUCAUGGCGAUGGCUGUUGGCUUUUCUCUCAUUAAACCUAUCCCCACCAAUCAGCCCUCUUUAAUCAUGACACCAUCAAUCAUGAAAGAUACCAACUUCUUCAUGAGGCAUGACAACCCUACUGACUUUAACAAGGACCUGUUAAACACGCUGAUGAGUGACCCUGGCCUGGGGACAGUCUGCAUGGAUAAUAUGGGAGAAUUACAUGAUGAGUAUUGUGUUGAGAGGGAGAUGAAAUGGGAGAGAGAAGAAGGGUAUCUGCCCGAUUGCUUCUGCCAGGACGCCACCUACAUAUGCUCUGCGUCCGAUCAGCAGGCCCACCCUAUGUACACCAGCCUUAACACUAGUACUACAGUCUAUGACCUCGAUGGAUAUAACGUCAACGAAUACCUGUUGAAGACUCAAAAAGAUUUCAUUAUAAGAAAGUAUUUGGAUAUGCGAUCAUCAAGCAGUAAUUUAUCAGAAUCAAGGUAUGGAGGGCUUACAUUUGGGAACCCACUGUCUGAUGCCGUGUCCGAUCAGACAAGUACAGUAUGGUUCAGCAAUGAGGCGUUCCACGCCUUGCCGGCAUACUUUAAUGGGAUGAGUAAUGCUAUUCUGAGGGGAAUGGUUGGCCAAAUGAAUACUAACGAUGCAUCAGAGUAUGGUAUCACAACAUUUAACCAUCCUCUAAGCCUAACUGAAGAACAACUUUCUGCAGAUUCACUGCUAUCAAAGGCUGCUGACACUGGUAUCUCUCUGACUAUCAUCUGUGCAUUCAGUUUUGUGCCAGCUGGAUUUGUCAUCUAUCUGGUCACUGAGAGGGUCAGGCAGGAAAAGCAUCUUCAAUUCAUCAAUGGUGUUGGUCCUUUCAUGUAUUGGACAGUCGCUAUUGUCUGGGACAUGACCAUUUUCCUCAUCCCAGUUGGCCUUGCUGUUAUCAUCAUGUUGAUAUUCAACAUUAAUACUUAUGUGGCCAAUCUCAACCUGGCUGCUCAUGCUGUGCUGCUGUAUCUCUUUGGAUGGGGAACCAUACCUCUGAUGUACCUGCUAAGCAGAGCUUUCAAGGACAAUACAACUGCCUACAUGGCACUGUUCUGUUUGAACAUGUUCAUAGGCAUCCUCACUGCCCUGUGUGUCUUCAUGCUAAGCAUGUUCCAAGGAAGGGAUCCGAUGAUUAAGGCUGCAUACGAAGUGAUGCAAUAUGUGUUACUAAUCUUCCCUCAGUAUUGCCUUGGAGCAGGAUUGGUGGAUCUUACCAAAAAUCAACUCAUCGCAGAUAUAUUCAUAAGAUUCGAUACCGAUCGUUACGUCAACCCAUUUUCCUUUGAUAUGAUUGGCUGGCAUCUGGUGGCUCUCGGGAUUGAAGGUCUUGUGUUUUUCAUCAUCAACUUGCUGAUAGAAGUCCGUUCCUCAUGUUGCAUGCCUAGUGGACGUGGAAUGUCAGCGAAGCCCAACCAUAAGGAGGAUGAUGAUGUGGGACUUGAACGUCAGAGAGUAGUGACAGGUGAUACCAAUGACGAUGUCCUAAUCAUGAAGAAUCUCUCAAAGACCUACAAGAAUGGCUUUAAUAGGAUUCAUGCUGUGAAUAAGCUCUGCUUUAGUGUCAGGAGGGGAGAGUGCUUUGGUCUAUUGGGAGUGAAUGGAGCUGGUAAGACUACUACAUUCAAGAUGGUUACUGGAGCCACCUCACCUACAUCUGGGGAUACCUACCUACAGGGUGUUAAGACAACCAACAACAUGGACAACUUGAAUAAUGAGAUUGGUUACUGUCCCCAAUUUGAUGCGUGUGACCCACUUCUGACUGGUAAAGAAAUGUUGAACUAUGUGGCAGCGCUGGUUGGCAUCCCAGACAAAGAGAGAAAACAGAUCGUUGAGUCUGCUAUAAAUAGACUAUCACUGAGGAAAUAUCAGAAUAUUGUUGUGAAAAACUACAGUGGAGGAACCAAGAGGAAGCUUUCUGUUGCCAUGGCAUUGAUAGGGGAACCAGCUGCUAUAUUACUGGAUGAACCUACUACAGGUAUGGAUCCAGGUACAAAGAGGCUGGUGUGGAACAACAUAUUAAAGGCUGUCAAAUCUGGACGUUCUGUGAUGCUGACUUCACACAGCAUGGCUGAGUGUGAUGCUCUGUGCACCAGAGUGGCUAUUAUGGUAAAUGGUCAAUUUGUCUGUAUGGGUAGCCCUCAGCAUCUCAAAAAUAAAUUUGGAGAAGGUUACACUGUUACCCUGAGAGUAGAGAACAAGGCCUUGGAUGACAUACAUAGAACCAUAGAAGAUUUCAAGAGAUUAUUCCCUGGAGCACAACUGAAGGAUCACCAUUACACAAUGCUCCAGUUCAACGUACCUGUAUCCUCUAACAGUCUGGCUCAGUUGUUUGGUACACUUGAAGAGGAAAAGAACAACAUAGGGGUAGAGGACUAUUCAGUUUCACAGACUUCACUUGAACAGGUGUUUGUCAACUUUGCAAAGAGGCAGGGGGAUGGAACACAGGAUGAUGAUUUGGAAGGUAUCGAGAUAGAACUUGACCCCCCAGGCCACCCCCAGGGCUUCAUUAAUAAUACCUAUAACAGGGACGUUGUCCUACCAGAAGAGAACCCAGAAAAAGCAGAUCCACUUUACGCUGAAGUACGUAAAGAACGUGUUAAUCGCACAGCCUCGGAUCCUAUCGAUGAUUCACAGUUUGAACCAGUGGUAACUGUGGAUAACACCAUAGGAGGGGCUUCCCCUAGGAGUAUUUCACCCAGCGUAACCACUGGGGGCCCAUCAACCUCUGCUGCAGGAUCAGUAGACCCAGAUUAUGAUAAUGUUACCAUAAACAGUACCAACACUGGUGGACAGAAGGAGAGAGCUGUGGAGAAUUAUUACGAUAAUGCUCCUGAAAAGACUACUAAUCAACGUUCCCCUUCCCCACCAUAUCCAGAAAACUGGCCCAAGAAGGAUCGACCAGAACAUACGACAGUGAUCAACUUAUAAAAUUGACCACAUCAUAACAUGUACAAUACAGGGUGGUCCAACAUAAGGUGACCUAUACCUGUGUUAAUGUUACACUGAACAGCUAGGACACCCUUUUCUAUAUUAAAGACCAGAUCUAGGACAGUUAGAGAAACAAAUUAUUAAAACAUUAUGAUAUAUGAGCUUUAUAUAGUGCAGUAUGUUCAGAAGGAUAUGAGCUAUGUACAGUUGCUACUCUAUUAUUUCAUAUCAGAUUCGAAGUCCUUUUAGGUGGUCCACAUAUUUGAUGGCUUAAUGGAGUAGGGUUUAGUUCAAAUUAUUUUUUAUUGUUAACUCAAAAGCUGGAGAAAUUUUAGAAAGCCCAUCAUUUUGUGAUGUG